Molecule: messenger RNA, 9020 nt
Organism: Varroa destructor (honeybee mite)
Lineage: Eukaryota; Metazoa; Arthropoda; Arachnida; Mesostigmata; Varroidae
Gene: Lpin
Product: phosphatidate phosphatase LPIN
Biological process (GO): positive regulation of transcription by RNA polymerase II; triglyceride biosynthetic process; fatty acid catabolic process
Cellular component (GO): nucleus
Molecular function (GO): transcription coactivator activity; phosphatidate phosphatase activity
Source: RefSeq, a predicted model, not a curated record
CCAUGUUUCCAUCGUGUCUUUGUCCAUGGCUGCGAUUGUGUUCUGUUACCAUUGCGACUGUUAGCGCGCGGCACUUUGUGACCGCCGUUCUGACUCUAUGCGUCUGUUCGUUCACGUAGUUAGAUAUUUUUAUCUGAUUGGGUAUUGGGUAUCUGAUUGGGUGAUUGGGUAAUUGUCAACGCGCAGCAUGUUGCGUUGACCUGUACGUGGACCUAUCUGUCUGUCUGUUUGUUUGUUUAUGCGGCUGCUGGUCUAUUUCCUUCGGCUGCUACCGUUGCUGUUGCUGCUGGCGCUAUUACUGCUAACUCCAGGCAGCUAUUGCAGUAGCUGCGGCCACAGUAGCAGCGGUUAGGAAGCGAGCGAGCGGAGUGGUCGCUGUUUUUGUUGUCGUGGUUGGGGUGCCGCUGCCUCCUCGCUAUCGUUGGUUAGCCCCCUUUCACACAGUUAGCACAGACAGAAGCCGCAAAUCUGCCUCAGUUACACCUACAGCAGCAAGCGGCCAUCUAAACAACAGAAAAGACAAGCAGUGCUAGUAGUCAAUAAGUAGUGACUAACGGGGCUUGGUUGCUGCGGUCACCGUCAUCGCAACCGGUCAUCCCGAGGUGGUGUUGUGUCGCUGCUGGCGGCUGGUGUCGAGGCCUGGGCCUCGCAGGCAAAGCAUUUAGUAGAUCGGCCACUUGCUCAGCUGCUGUUGCUUGCGGCCACUGCCACUACUUCUAACAGCACAUCUGAAAAAACAAACAGGCCGUGGUCGUGCCGCGGCUAGAGGGAAGGGUGACACGAGAGUAAGACACGGAAAGGGCGAGAGCAGUAGAUAUAGAUCACGUAUAUAGAAGUGCGGGAUUCGGGUGACGGCUCAGCGACGCCGCAGGCCGCAACUGCGACGCCAGCGGUCCAAUACGAGAGAAACAGAAAACGAACCCAAACAAAAUUAACAUCGCUUGCCAAUAGGUGUACUAUCAACAGCUGAUAUAGAAGCUGUAGUUGAAGUAGUGGUCGUCUCGCAGUGCCAGACCGCUGCGAUCGAGCUCGUUGGAUAACGGUGAAUGGAUGGUGGUAAUGAAGGCAAUGGCAAUGUCUGCGUUCGUUUGCAUGCGCGCGUAUUAAAUUCGCAUCCUUACGAGAUCGAGGUGUGCCGUGUUUAGUUAGCUGUACGAGAGAGAGCCUAACGUGCUUGUCGUUUGUAACCUUCCGACUUGUUGCAUUUGAAAAGAAACACAGAAAAAGGGAAAGCAAAAAACAAGUGAUUCGAUAAGGACAUACAGAAGAGUACCACCGAGUGCGCGGCGCGAGAAUCUAAUGACGGUGGUGGCUGAUGUCAUCUGUUGUUGUUGACCGUGUAACCUGUGUACGUUUGUGCCCAACUCUGCUACUGAGGGGCUGAUGCGGUGGCCAAUAGCACAACUGCCACAUGCGGGGUAUUAAGGACCGGACGCUGCUAUUCAAGGAAAUAGAAAGCGAGGACGACGAUUGCAGCAACAACCGUUGCAAGCAUAUUAAAAACAACGCAGGACAAUAAGUUCAUCACCAGUUAUUUCAAUUGACAAAUUCGCCAAGAGUGACAAGAAAAGGGGCCAGCGAGAAACAGAAGAGCACCACCGCACCUUUCAGGUUUAUAAUAAUCAACAGAUAACCAAGCCAGUCUAACGUGGUAGUAAGCGAUCGACACCGACAUCGCCUACGACCACUGCAGCUGCUAUCAAAAUGGAUCUCGUCAAGGGCAUGUUGACUUCGGUUCGACAGUUCUAUAAUGACAUCAACCCAGCUACGUUGACUGGUGCCAUUGAUGUUAUCGUUGUCGAGAAGCCAAAUGGUGACCUUGCUUCGACGCCGUUCCAUGUUCGAUUCGGCAAGAUCAAUGUGAUGAAUUUUGUUGGGAAGACCGUUGAGAUUUAUAUCAAUGAGAAGCCAACUGACCUACGUAUGAAGCUGGGCGCCAGCGGAGAAGCAUUCUUUGUUGAGGCAAGUGACGAGGAGCCGCCGGCGAAACUGGCAACUUCGCCACUGCCGGACGACUUGCUCUUAAGCGAUAACGAACAACCGAUUAUGCGACCUAUUUCGUCGCCAGGCCUAAGUCACUCGAGUCAUUCGCCCCGUAAACGUUCAGACAGUUCACCUGCCAUCGUAGUUAAGCGUCGGGAUUCCGACAGCGAAGAAGCACACACAGAUAUGCCAGAAGCCAAGGAUAAAAACUCAACCGAAGUAGAGGAAACUGUUGAAAGCAGGCCAAGCGGAAUCAGUCCGGAUGAGGAUGAUAGCCAAGCCAAAGACAAUAACAUUGUUGACCCAAAGACAACUGACGCGAGCGGCAGCUUUAACGUUACAGCGAUAGACGAUGAGGAGAAACCGCUUGAUACCGUAAAUACAGCUUUGGGAGUAAUAGUUAGAGAUCAGCCGGCAACAGUCGGGCUACAAAGUUUAUCGCUGGGAACCGAACGGACAAUUCAGAAGGUCAAGAAACGCCGAAGAAAAAUAAGUAAGCAAGUGAUACCUGAAAAACCAACUGCUCUAAAUGAAAAUAGCUCGAGUGACGCCGAAGAGACACAGUUCCAUAUGGACGGGGUCAUUAGCAACGAUGAGAGGUUAUCGUUGCCAAUGUCCUUGACAGCAUCAUCAGCAACAAGUCCAGCUGGCCCAACGGGCAUAACAGCGACGACAGCUGACGAUAGCUCUCCUGUACUCAGCUCGCAAGAAAUGAAAACGGCGAAAACAACACAACUUAAUGUAUCCACCUCACCGACGCGCAACAGCGACUCCAGCAAAGGCGUGAACCGGAAGUCCGCCUUGGAGCCGGUUGAGAGCAACACUUCGAACACCACCGUUACAAGUGACGAUGAAUUUAACUGGGCAUCGGUGGCCUCGGGUGUUGCUCCUGCGCGGCUCACUCCAGCGGGAUCGAAUUUGGCAGCUGGGACGUCACUUGCUGUCAGCGACGGAGACCUUUCUGACAACGAUCGCCGUCAACGCAAUCGGCCUCCAUCACCUGCCAGGUCUGACACCCUGGUAGAAUUAGGUCACAAUAACGAGGAGAUGCGUGGAGUUGAGUGGUCUUGGGGAGAGCUACCCGAAGGUGAAAUACCACCACAGAUUCGGGCACUUUCCCCAGCACCGGGGUCGCUUCCAGAAACGAACGGCACCAAAAAUAACAGUUCUAAGAUCCGAAACAGCAACGAUAAGGACAACAAGAAAGAUAGCGUUUCCGCAGCACCCAGCACAAGCCUACAAAUGAAUGACGGCUCAAUUACUCCGACGUCAACUCAGCCAAAACAAGCAGAUGGACUCUACCUUGACGACGUCCUUGCUCAAACAGAUCCCGCUAUGCGAGAACGAUAUAUUGGCUCCAAUCCACGACGUGCUACGCCACGUACGAGCGCCCGACCUACUGGACACUGGGAUGGCGAAUCUGGCAACGGGCCGUCGCUGUCACAAUCACCGCAAUCUGGACUUGAUUCGGAUUGUGAACCCGAUCCGCGACAUCCCGUUUUUGACUAUGGUCUUAAAAAAUAUUCGGACCUAGCUAUGUCACUUUGUGGGUUUGACAGAAUCGACGAAGAAGGGAUAGAGCAACGUUUCCUCGCUCACGUGAUCACGUACGAUGAAUUCUGCUUAAACCCAGACAUCCUUCACGAGCCAAAUCUCGUCUUUAGAAUGAAUGGGAAAUUUUACAACUGGAAGUGCAUAGCACCUCAGAUGCUGUCACUCGCAAUGUUCCAAAGACCGCUCCCAGCAGUAACGAUGGAGAAGCUUCGAGCGGAGCAUCUUGCCAAGAAGAAGGUAAUUAGCCCGCCCCAGGUAAAGUCGCGCGGGUGGUGGUGGUCACGAGGGGGACCGCAGGAAGAUGUGACCGACGGAGCGGUUGAAAAAGUUGAGGGCUAUCCAGCCAAACAAGACAUUACUACUCCCAUCAAAGGAAGUAAAAGCGGUGAAAGCAAAAGACCAGUGAAAGAUACUACCGAAGAAAAAACUCUAUCUGAUGAAGAGCUUUUGGCUAACCAGCUAAUGGAAGAAGAGCUUACGAAAUCUCACAACAGGAAAUCGCUGCGUUUGUCAUCCGAUAAGCUAAAAUCGUUAGGAUUGAAGCCCGGCACCAACUUGGCCGAAUUUAAAGUAAUCACAGCAUACCAAGGCACUUCAGUGUGCUCCUGUCACAUCUACUUGUGGAAAUCAACCGACAAAAUCGUUAUUUCUGACAUUGACGGUACUAUCACUAAAUCUGAUGUACUAGGCCACAUACUGCCAAUAAUCGGCAAGGAUUGGGCACAAAGUGGAGUCGCAUCUCUUUUUAACAAAAUCGACCGAAACGGUUAUAAAUUGAUUUAUUUGUCAGCCCGAGCUAUUGGUCAGGCGCAGUGGACAAGGGGUUUUCUACGUUCACUAAAACAAGACAACCUACUCCUACCUGACGGACCCGUUUUGCUCAAUCCAACAUCACUUCUCAGCGCAUUACAUAGAGAAGUGGUGGCCAAAAGCCCUCACAUAUUCAAAAUCAAUUGUCUAAGAGACGUGAAGCAAUUAUUUAAUGCUCCUGAUGGCACACCCGGACAGCCUUUUUACGCGGGCUUCGGUAACAAGAUGACAGAUGCUCUGUCCUACAAGACCGUGUCAGUACCGGUUAAUCGGAUUUUUACCAUCAAUCACCGAGGCGAGGUCAGUCAGGAGUUAAUGGGAAAUGUCGGACGAACCUAUCAUUGCCUAGGGGAAAUAGCCGAUCUUAUCUUUCCACCACUUGAACCGUCGAGAGAGAAUGCGAAAGAGCAAUUUUCAAGUUUUAGCUACUGGAAAGAAACCCUACCCGUUGUUGAGAUCGAAGAUUUAUCCAAAACCUCAGCGACCACAACCGACUCUGCCCCACCUAAACCGCAAUCGGACUCGUCACCACUUAAAGAGUCCAAAGUGAGUUUUUUAGAGGCAAGGACCCGAAGAUUUCCAAGAAACCCGGGAUGUAGAUAUUGCUACAGGAAAAAAAUUAGGCCCCACCGGUUUUCACCAUCGUAGAACAACGGCGGUACGGCCUUUCAUGCAAAAAAAAGAAACCAAUACCCAUUUAAGUGAGAAAGAUAACUGUUAUUAUGAAUUAUUAAUAGGUGAAAAAGAAGCGAACGUUUUAACGACCUGCACCCAAAACCGGAUCUUAAAAGGCGCACCGAUAACAUUAUUAAUGGUGUGGACAAAUGUCUUAAUGCGGGAAAAAUAUGCAGCUAUAUCGAUGAAGAGUGAGUGUUACCUGUAAGUGUCGAGGUGUAAACGUUACGAAUGGCUGUUAUCUGGCAUGUGCUAAUUUUAUCGGGAUGUGCCUAUACAAAAAAAGAGUACGACAAAAUACGACGGAACUCAUGGCUAGAAGCUUUUCUGUGGGGUGACUAAUGAGAUUCAAGUCCAGUUGAUAAUAACUAAAAAAACGAGAGCGCGAUUGUAGAAAACAUCAAAGAACAGAAUUAAACGAAGCCGAGAAAAAACAAGCCUCGAUGAAAAUGCAUUAAAAUGUACCAAAUAAGUGACAUCAUUACAAAGCAGACAGAAGGAAUUAGUGAAGAGCGAGUAAUAGAGGUAGCGGUAUUAGACAACAUGCAAAAGCGAUGGAAUGGACUUCAUGCGUAAUAAAAGAAACAACGAAAGAAGAGGAACGAACUGAAAAAUGGGAUGAAGUAUCACGUUAACAUCGUUUACAUAGUAACUACUAGUAAAUAUCAAAUGUGGGCUAACUGUAUCGAUUUGUUUCUUCGCCCAUCGGAUAGCACGAUUGCAAGCUUGCGCCAACGUAUCAACCUCUAAUACGUCCAAAUGCACAUGCAAUGCGAGUACGACGUUUGCUUGGUUUCUCGGCACAAAUGUAGCGAGAAAGAAAGUGUGUGAAAAAGCAGGAGUCUAUAUGACUGGUGUUAAGUAGUAACGAUAUAUUUUAUACGAUGCCCUUCCUUUUAUACAUCAUUGCCAGACGGUACGCAGGCAAUCGCUGGGUUGUACGCAUAUAAUGCUGUUAUCCACACGACACAUGAAAAAGGUUCCGGACGAAAAGUCGAUGAAACAAAGUUUCGUUUAAAUCUAAAAAAUUGUGUCAAGGAAAACCCUGGUUAGGUAGGAUGAUUGCGAUCAUAGAUAACCUUUUAGUAACGACGUAAAUAAUGACAGCAAGUGUGCUUCAUCUGCCUUUUAUUAUUGCGAACCCCGAAUCGUAUGUCCAAUGAAGAUGUUGCAAAAUGUACGCGGAUGAAUGCCGUUUUUGUGGUUGUCUAAAAAGAAAUAGUUUCAUUGCCCGUAUAUAUAUAAAUGUUCAUCAAGUAGUGUCGCCUAGAAACAGAAUUAUUCAUCAAACUAUUUAGAAAAACAACGACGACAACGGCGUUAAGUAAUGAUGCCAAUAGAUGAAAUAUAUACAUGAUACACGUGAUCCAUAUGAAUCUAAGUACUUACUAUAUUUGAUUGCUUCCUGUAGUUUACUACAUUAGUUACAUCUUACACAUGUCUCUUACGUAGUAUUCUUUCGACGUUAGCUCUGUUUUCUCAUUCAAUUUUCUUGGCUGCUAUAGAUAAAUGAUGAUUAUGAUGGUGGUAUAUAUACAUAUAUAUGAGAUAAAAAUAUAGUCAUAAAGCUGUUUAUUUCUGCAGGGAGAUAUCCAUGAACUACUGUCCACAUACUAUGCCCAAGCGGUGAGUGAAAUUAAUCACACAUAUAGAGGCAAAGCAAAGAAUGUGUUCGUAACACGACAACUAGGCUAAUGAAACGUCAGAAACUGUUUUCCAAAGCGUCAUGUACAUAUGAUACUCUAUAAUGGUCAAACAAGAUAUUGGUGGCCAUUAUACUGAAAGAACAAAACUCACAUAAACAACAAAAUAAAAAAGAAACACAGUGAAACAGACGAAACACAAUAUAAGAAGCAUUGCGACUUUAAGCUACAAAAAACGUGUACAAUGAACUAAAUAAAGCUAAUAAUAAGGUAGAAAUAAAAAAUAAAAGUAAUCUAUCUUUGAACUGUAAAUCUUCAUAUCAAAGUAUUCAUAACAGACUCCGAACAUAACAGACUUAAGUCAUUAGGAGUUAUAUCGGAUCGACAAAAACAAAGUAAAACUGAGCAGCGUAAGAUGAAGAGAAGCCCAUUUUGUCUUUAUUUUUCAAAUUUACGAUGGGUUGUAUGGAAAACUAAUCUCUAUAUAGAAGUAAUCCCGUGAUGAAGGUCUAAUUACGGAAACAUAGAAUUAUAUUUAUUAUGUAUAGAUCGCCAAAUCGUACUAGUUUGUAGCACUACCAACAUCGCCUCAUUCAGAUUAACACUUAUGUUAUUUUAUAAUAGGUUUCGCAUAGUAUUAGGACUUAUACCACCAAUCCCUGGCUUACUAAGUCGAGAACUUAACCGCUCAAGCCACCGCACCUAGAAAGACAGUAGUGAGUUCUGUAAAAAGGGAAACCAUAUACGCAGAAACGCUAUAAUCAAUUUGUGUAGUAGUGCAAAACUAGGAAAUCGGCCAAGAAAAUCCUAUCGCUCAUCGGAAGUUGGACGAACAUUGUUUGGAAACACAUUUAACGAAAAAUGGGUGGCGAAAUUAGCCAGUAACAUACAAGGGUCAUAACUCUAACAAACCAUUUUUAUUUGAUGGGGUAUACAAAUAAAUGGGAAGCUUCGGCGCCCUACAAACGGUAGCGUCAUGACAAGUUUCAUACAUGUCAAAUGUUGGUAAAACCACAAUGCGUGGGAGAUUCCUUUGUACUUAUCAUAUUACUCAGAUAUAAAAGUGUCCGAUUACUCUCUCUGAUUGCCGGCAAAUGAAUUUCGAAGCAAUACAUUUGACGAUAAAUUCCUAGAAUCUUUAUUACUUGGUAGAGAUUGAGCAAAAUUCUACGUUUUUUGUUGGUUUAAAAAUGGAUAUGAUCUUCUGUCUAUCUGCACACGUUAUCGCUAGGAUGGAUAAAGAACGAAUUCAUAUGUUCAGCUUGAAGAAUGUCAACACAAAGACAAAAACGGCAGGGAUUCAAUUUCGAUAUCAAAUGACUGCAUUACUAGUGGGUUGAAUUGCAUGGUUGAUGGUAAGUGCAGCAUUCUAACGCGAUGCAUUUCGAGUUUCGCACAAAUAAUAGCUGAUGAACAUGUAUUUCCCAAAAAGUCUACUCGGAGCAGAAUUAGUGUCGGAAUCAUGUUUCUGAAACAACAUGGAACGAUGGAUAUAGCUGUACGAAGAUACAACUGUUAAAAAAAUGCAUAUCUAUAAUCACGCUACUGAAGUCAAGGGAUUGAGAAAAAGUAGAACACGAGAAAUGUCAACAUGAGUCCCGUCAGCGACACAGGACUAUUCUUUUUAGAUUAAAUAUCUUUCAUUCAAGUUGCAUCGUUGGUUCAGGGCAGGGUAACAGAAAAAUAUACACCACCGUCGUAUCACCGAUGAUUUCACCCAACGCUCUGUACUACGCAGUAGGCCAAUGGGACAUGCGACGAGAUGCUGGAUUGUACCCGCUUACCCUUGGCUGUUAAUGGAUUUUAUUAGUACUUUAUUAGUACCAAAAAGAAGGCAAAGGGCGUGCCUACGUGUGAUAUUGCGACUGUAAGCAUCCAGUUUGUGGCAGCCGGAUUUGCUAUCGGAUUCUAUUUGCUGUUGGCACAACAAGAUGCGGAAGCGCGACACAAUUGGAGCGUGAGAACGAGUACCAAGGGCGACUAUACUACAUAAACGCAGAAACAAAUGGAGGCGAUGAACAGCGACAGACAAUAUGACGGCGUCGUUUCCAUCAACAUAUUCGUAAGACACUACUCUCAAAUACGUGUGUACCUAGAAGUGAAGCGGCUUCAGGUGGGAUGUAGCUCAUAUUUCAUACUUUGGAGUUUCUGUAAAACGUUGGAAUCAUUUCGUAUGCUUACUGACAAUCUAAUAGAAACGUGUGCAUUUAUCUACCUCGGAAACAUGAAGACUGAUAAUUUUUAGUUCUGUGAAGAGACGAUAUUGUUUAAUCAUACAGCGCGAAAAAAUUUUUCAGCAAGACGGAAGUAAUCAUGUUGCAAAAUCUCAACUACAGAGCACGCUGCAGCUUGCAU